Messenger RNA from Racocetra persica, 572 nucleotides. NCBI's taxonomy places the organism in Eukaryota, Fungi, Glomeromycota, Glomeromycetes, Diversisporales, Gigasporaceae. The record is from the annotation of a GenBank genome assembly.
AAGGAAAAAUCCUAGUAAAAGCAUUAAUUGAUACAUCAUUGAAGUUUAAUACCAUUAGUGAGAGCUUGUUCGAUAAGCUUAAAGAAGAUUAUGGAAUAGGUGAUCCUGUUGAGAAUCUUUAUGGGGAUGUAAUAGGGAGAGAUUGGUUAUGGAUGCAUGAAGCAAAAAUAAGCUUUGGAUAUUCUCCCAAAACCUGUGUCCACUAUGCUAAAAUUGUAAUCAAUGGUAUGAGUAUCCCAUUAAUCAAAGAAAAUAGUAAUAAAGCCAGCUCUAGUAAAAAUAACUUAUCUCGUUCUGAAACAGAAAUCGAUAAACCUGAUCUAAAUUUAGAAAAGUUUAUAGAUAUAUUUAAGAAAUUAUCUAUAGAGACUAAUUUAUCCAGUUCUGAUUCAGAAUCUACGGGUUCAGACUGUAAUAAAAAUAAUGAUUAUUUCGACUAUUCAGAAACAUGUCCAGCAUGUAAUGGAGAGCAUAAAAGGGAUGACGUGGGAGGUUGGUGGAGUGAUUGUGAUUAUUGUGGCGAAAAAACUUAUCGUCUCUAUUGUAAUAAAACUUUUAGUGGAAUCCCGAUA